AUGGUGAUGCAUGGACAGGCGCGAUGUCGGCCAGCUGGCCGUGCGACGGGAACGCUGGCCGUAGGAUAUGCUCUGUUGGCAGCGGUGGGACUGCUUUUAUGGAAGCUGAGCGAAGCAGGUUCUGAGAGCACUUUCGUGGAUGGCUUUUCUUCUGUGCAAGCAGCACAGAGGAAAGCAAGUGAAACACAGGUGCAUAUGCAGGCCCUGAGGGUUCCUGCCGAGAAAAAACACAGGUUCGAAGGAACCACACGAGCGAAGUACUUAAGGCGCCUAAGACACCGCCGGUGGUGUGCGCAGUUUGAGUAUCCUCGCACUUUCGGAUAUGUUCUGAAGUGGAACGAUAAAGCUGGGGAGGGCGUCGUCAUAGACCAGGAACAGACCCAGAAAUAUCUGGUCAUUCGCGAUGAAAUUGGGGCCUCCUACCAUGCUCACAAGACACUGCAAGUGGCAGAGUUCGUGGAGUUUUUUGCGACGGAUGAGAUGGAUGAGGCAUCAGUAUACACAGUGCAGUUUUCAAUUGCGUCUUUGGAUUCAUGUUGA
Molecule: messenger RNA, 540 nt
Organism: Symbiodinium natans
Lineage: Eukaryota; Dinophyceae; Suessiales; Symbiodiniaceae
Source: the annotation of a GenBank genome assembly